CGAUGAUGAUCCAAGAUGGAGUGCCGCCGACCUGUUGAAAAUCUCGCGAGACUCCGGAUGCGGAAGUCUCGUAAUCCCAGUGGAGUCGGAGCAACUGCAGAUGUUCAGAUGAUGCUGUCCAUCCUUCUACUUGUCCUUCUGUCCUCCAUCUCCACAGUUUCUCCUCUGGUCCAGAACAAACCAAACUUUGUCCUGAUGAUGGUGGACGACCUGGGCAUUGGAGACCUGGGCUGUUAUGGAAACUCCACCCUCAGAACCCCCCACAUAGACCGUCUGUCCCAGGAGGGGGUGAAGUUGACCCACCAUGUGGCAGCGUCCCCCCUCUGCUCCCCCAGCCGAGCAGCGUUUCUGACAGGACGAUACCCCAUACGAUCAGGUGUUUCUGGGACUCUGAGACCUGGUGUGUUCAUCUUCACUGGUUCCUCUGGUGGUCUGCCCCAAACUGAACUGACCUUCGCCACCAUCGCACAACAACAAGGAUAUGACACCGCUCUGAUAGGGAAAUGGCACCUGGGCCUGAACUGUGAUCGCCAUGACGACCACUGUCACCACCCCCACUCCCACGGUUUCAGGUACUUCUUUGGCGUCCCGUUGACCAACCUGAGGGACUGUGGGCCUGGACAUGGUACCGUCUUCAUGGUCCACAGGUACCUACCCUAUGCCUCCAUGAGCGCCGCCGCCACCACUGUGGUUGCUCUGCACUACGGCGGCGCCGUCAGAGUGGGCCGGCGGACGGUCCUGGUCCUGCUGGGCCUGGUGGGCAUGGCCGUGGCGCUGAUGUGGGCGGUCGUCACGGUGAUGCCCUACAUGAACUGUGUGUUAAUGAGGAACGAGCGGAUCGUAGAACAACCGUUUACAGCUGAGAACCUGACGCAGAUGAUGACCAGGGAGGCAAUCGAGUUUAUAUACAGGUCUUCUUCCAGGCCCUUCCUCCUCUUCCUCUCCUUCCUUCAGGUCCACACUGCCAUGUUUGCGUCACCUCCAUUCAGAGGAUCCAGUCCACAUGGAGUCUACGGGGACGCCGUCCACGAGGUGGACUGGAGCGUCGGUCAGAUCCUCCAGACCCUGGACCACCUGGGUCUGUCUGAGAACACCCUGGUCUACCUGACCUCAGACCAGGGUCCACACCUGGAGGAGAUCUCAGCCUCAGGGGAGGUCCACGGGGGGUCCAACGGGGGCUUCAAAGCAGGGAAGUCCACUAACUGGGAAGGUGGGAUCCGGGUCCCAGGUCUGGUCCGGUGGACUGGACGGAUUCCCCCUGGGGUGGAGGUGGACCAGCCCACCAGUAACAUGGACCUGUUCCCCACCCUGGUCCGGCUCAGCGGGGCCACAGUACCACAGGACCGUCCCAUAGACGGUCUGGACCUCAUGUCCCUGUUGGAGGGGACAGUCCAGCGCUCUGGACAUGACUUCCUGUUCCACUACUGUAACUCCUACCUGAACGCCGUCCGAUGGAACCCCCCCAACGGGUCCUCGGUGUAUAAGGCCUUCUUCUUCACUCCAGACUUCUACCCAGACUCUCAGACCGGAUGCUUCCACACCCACGUCUGCUUCUGUACACCUGGUCAUGUGACCUACCACGACCCGCCUCUGCUGUUCGACCUAUCCAAGGACCCGUCGGAGACCACACCCCUAACCCCGGACACCGACCCCGCCUACGGCGCCAUCCUGGAGGCCAUGAAGGAGGCGGAGCUAAGGCACCGACGCUCAGUGACGCCGGUGGAGAGUCAGAUGAGUUUAGGACACCUGAUGUGGAAACCAUGGCUUCAGCCCUGCUGCUCCAGCUUCAGCCGCCUCUGCAGGUGUGACCAGGACCAGUAGGACCAGGCCCAUCUGAGGUGCCCUGCUCAGACCCGGUCCAGACCUGCUCAGACCUGGUCCAGUCCUGGUCCAGACCUGAAUCCUUCCUCAUUCUCUGGACUCUUUUUUUUCCACACUGUAAAAAAUAGACCCUGACUGUAGGCUUGGACUUAUCAUUUACUUUUUUUGACAGAUGUAACUUUUCAUGUUCCCAUAACAGCUGUUUUUUUCUAAAAGCACAUAGCAACAAAUUUAGCAACUUAAAAACAAAUCAAAAACUAAAAUUAUGAGUUUGCAAAAAAUGUUGUGAACUUAAUGAAAUAAACUAAAACUUAUUUUAUUUUUGAACAUAAAUAAAACUUUAAAACUAGAAAAAAAACAAUGAAAUGAAUGUUUGUUCUAGUCAGGGUUGGAUUCAGGUUCUAGAACCACAGUUAAAGGAAACAGAUGUUAAGAUAAUACAGUGGGUUAGCCUUAGCAUGCUAAUGCUAAGGCUAGGUGUAUUAGGAUGGGUGCCAUACAGAAACUGAAGUUACCUUCUGGGAUCAUACUGUGAUUUAACCCUUUCCUUAUCCUUAAUGUGCUAAUGCUAAUAUGCUAAUGCUAGUACUAGGUACUGUUUCAGAUGGGUGAACUCCAUAGACCAAAUUUCCCUCUAAAGGUAAUAAAGUUAACGUGUUUUUUGUUUGUUUUUAACAUUUGAAUUGACUGUUUAUUGAACUGGUUCCAUUUUUUUCAGGUUUUAAACAGAAUCGUCUGAAUGUUGGAAAUCAGAUUAAUUUGACUUACUUACUAAUGAACAGUUUAAUUAAAUGUAUCAACAUAGUUUCUUAACUGUUGUGAAUGAACCCAGAUGUCGUUAGUCAUUAGUGUCAUUUAACGGUUAAAUGUGUGAUAAUGGACUGAACUUCAGAUAAUUAGUGGAUUUAAUAGUUUAAACCCGGUUUUAAAUGUGGUUUAACGUCAGCAUUUGUGUUGAACUCAGUCCAGUUUCAGAUUCUGUUUGAUUUGUCACUUUAUUAUUAUUAUUAUUACUAGUAGUAGUAUUAUUAGUAUUAGUAGUAUUAUUCUAUGUGGGUUAAAUGUGCAGAAUCUGUUGGACUGUGGGUUCUAGAAUCAUCAGAACCAACAUGAACAUGAGAUGAAACCACAGAACGACUUCUAUGAAGAAUUAUAUGUAAAAAAACAAAAAUAAUCAGAGAAACAAAGAAAGGAUGAAAGAAGUGACAGGUGGAGGAAUGACAUCAGUCAAAGGUCGUGUGUGUGGGUCACAUGGUUUAAACUGUUCUUCUGUGGUUCCAACACCCAGUAACAGCGCAGGGUUUGGGUCAUGUGACUGCAGGGCUUUUACCCGUUUUAUCUUUUUAUCUGUUUUCCACUUGUUUUUCCUUUUUUCCCACCUGUUCUUUCUUUGUUUUCCCUCUGUUUUUCA
Sphaeramia orbicularis (orbiculate cardinalfish) is the source of this 3232-nucleotide messenger RNA. It is a transcript of the gene sts, whose product is annotated as steroid sulfatase (microsomal), isozyme S. Gene Ontology annotation, molecular function: arylsulfatase activity. The coding region runs from base 16 to 1821 and encodes 601 amino acids. Lineage: Eukaryota; Metazoa; Chordata; Actinopteri; Kurtiformes; Apogonidae. The transcript is spliced from 11 exons. The record is from RefSeq and is a predicted model, not a curated record.